Coffea eugenioides is the source of this 2446-nucleotide messenger RNA. RefSeq names its product zinc finger BED domain-containing protein DAYSLEEPER-like. Bases 207 to 2231 code for a protein of 674 amino acids. Lineage: Eukaryota; Viridiplantae; Streptophyta; Magnoliopsida; Gentianales; Rubiaceae. The transcript is spliced from 2 exons. Gene Ontology annotation, molecular function: DNA binding; protein dimerization activity. The record is from RefSeq and is a predicted model, not a curated record.
UAAUACCUGCACGGCUCAAGCCCAUCUUUCUCUCUUCUCCCUCGUCCCUCCCUCCUCAAAAAAAUUUCCCCCAAUAAUUCAAAAAAUUCUGGUUUAAUCCUCAAAACCUUAAACCCUAAACCCUACUCUGCUGCUUCGACGAUUUCUUCCGGUCCUCCGUUGAUUCUGAUUUCGAGUUCCAACCCUCAGUCUCCAAAGGUUCAUUUAUGGCUGCCCUUAUUGACAACAACGGAACACCAAAUUCAGAUGCACAACCCAAUAAGCGCAGGAGAAAAAAGUCUGUUGUUUGGGAACACUUCACAGUAGAAAACAUUGAUGCAGACUGUACCAGAGCCUUUUGUAAGCAGUGCAAAAAGUCAUUUGCCUACAUUACUGGUUCAAAACUAGCUGGCACAAGCCACCUCAAACGGCAUAUUGCCCUAGGAAUUUGUCCGGUGAGCAAGCUUAAUAAGGAGAAAAAUCAGUCAUCUCCCUACAUUCCAAACCCCAAAAGCAAUGGCUCAGCAGAUGCUGUUGAUAGAAAAAGGAAGCGGCAUAGGGCUACCUCUGGACUCACAGCCAUUUCCUUUGAUCAGGAAAGUUGCAGCCAUGAGAUAGCGAAAAUGAUUAUUAAACAUGAUUAUCCACUUCACAUAGUGGAAAACCCUGGUUUCGUUAGGUUUGCACGGGCUCUUCAUCCUCAGUAUAAUUCAGUUAACAUAAACACGAUUGAAGCUCAUGUAGUGAACAUCUACUUGAGAGAGAAGCAAAAUCUUUUGAGCCUUCUUGCUGGAGCUCCCGGUCGCAUUAGCCUCAGUUUGGAUUUGUGGACUUCAGAUCAAACUGUAGGUUAUGCAAUUUUAACAGGGCAGUUUGUUGAUUGUGAUUGGAACUUGCACCGGCGGAUCCUUAGUGUUAUCACGUUGCCAUUUCCUGAUUCAGAAUCUGCCUUCAAUCAUGCAGUUGCUGCUUGCUUUACAGAUUGGUGUUUUGAGAACAAACUAUUUACCCUCACUCUUAAUCAAUCCUUCAGUAGUGAGACUAUUAGAGCAAAUCUUAGAGGUCUAUUAUCGAUCAAGAAUUCGGUUAUUGUCAAUGGUCAACUGAUUAUUGGCAGCUGCUAUGCUCAUGCGUUAGGUAGUACUGCACAGGAUGCGUUGUGGUCAAUGAGGAACACCCUUGAAAAAGUCCGUCGAAUUGUGAAGUAUGUGAUUACUUCGGAAGCUCAUCGAGAAAAGUUUGCUGAAGUGAAACAAAAGCUUCAAGUGCCCAGCACAAAGAGCUUGGUCCUUGAUGACCAAACCAACUGGAAUACUACCUACGAAAUGCUAUUGGCUGCUUCUGAGUUAAAGGAAGUGUUUUAUUUCUUAGAUAUCUCUGAUACACAGAACCAAAUAAUUCCAUCAAUGGAUGAGUGGAGGGAAGUUGAAACUCUAUGCACAUAUUUGAAGCUUUUACAUGAUGCUGCCAGCAUUUUAACUGCCGAAGUUAACCCAACUUCAAAUACAUUCUUUCAUGAAGUGUGGAAAAUUCAGCUUGAAUUGAUGCAUGCUGCCAGGAGCCCAGAUCUGUUUACUAGAAACCUGACUAAGCCUCUGAAGGAUAGGUUUGAUAGAUAUUGGAAGGACUGCAACCUAGUUUUAGCUGUUGCUGUUGUCAUGGAUCCCAGAUUCAAGAUGAAGCUUGUGGAGUUCAGUUUUUCCAGGAUCUAUGAAAAUGAAGCUGAAACUUGGAUCAAGCUUGUUGACGAGGGACUGCAUGAACUCUAUCUCGAUUAUGUUCUGGAGUCACUUCCUCCACCUACGUUCUUGGACGAAGCUAGUGAAUCCGUCAUAAAAGCAGAGAUAUCUCAAGAUGAUUGUCUACUUUCAAGUGCUGAUGGUCUUUCCGAUUUUGACAUCUAUAUCUCAGAGAUCAUGAGUAGCAACCAAAUGAAAUCAGAACUAGAUCAGUAUCUGGAAGAAUCUCUUUUGCCUCGUGUACAGGAUUUUGAUGCUUUGGGUUGGUGGAAGUUAAAUAGAUUGAAGUAUCCAACCCUAUCGAGAAUGGCAUCAGAUGUUUUGUCUAUUCCCGUCUCAACAGUUGCUCCUGAUUCCGUAUUUGAUACCGCAGAGAGAAAGAUGGAUAGCUUCCGAAGCACCUUAAGCCCAACAACUCUUGAAGCACUUGUCUGUUCGAAGGAUUGGCUCAAAUUCGAAUCUCCAGAUACAAGUUUGGAUAUGCAAACUGCAAUUGUUAGUGUGGAAAGAUAGGUUUUUAUAGGUAUACAUAUUGAAGUUUUCUCGUAUAGAUUUGUUCUUUUUCGUUAAUUCUUUUCAAGUAUGGCGUAUUCUUAGUCAUUCCGUUUUCUCUGUCCUCUACUUACUGGUCGUUGGAGGUGUUUAAAUACUUGGUACCUUUGUAUUUGAUUUAGAGAUUCAUUCUUUGAUUCUGCUGGUCAAUACAACAUAAAGAGAAAUUAUACUAA